CGCCUACCGCCGACAUCAGCCGAUGUGACUGUCCCUCUUUCAAUGCGGAUUCAUAAACAUCUCUAAAUAUGGAAUAGUUUGGCUCAGGUACACUGUACAAUGGCUACUACACUAGUCACAAGGCUGAUUCCCAUCUUUGAUGUACAAAUUGGAACUAACCUCCCAUGGCUCUGACUCACUCAUGCUUUCUUCGUUAUUGGAAUGCAAUCCAGGGCUGUCGCAACUCAUGGCUGCUACGCCCUGCGCCUCAUGCAAGGACCACCAAAAAUGGCAUUUCCAUUAGGCUUCCUCCUCUUCCUCAUCCUCGUCCUCUUCCUCCUCCUCAUCAUCUUCAGCUUCGGACACUUCUUGACCGAGAUCCUUCAACCGUUGCUAUGGAACAGUAUGAGUCAUCUGCAUAGUCAUUGGGUGAGGGCCAGUGGACUUACCUUGUCCUCAUUUCUCUUCGCCUCCAGAUCUCCGAACACGAUCAGCAAAUCCUCAAGCUCAGACUGUGCCGCCUUGCGAGCUUCCUCCUUCUCCUUGGCCUCCGCCUUAGCCUUCUCGAGCUGUUUCCGGGCCUCUUCAAGCGCUUGGGUAGCAUUACGUGCUGCCUCCUCAGCCUUUUUUACCUCACUCUCGGCCUUCUCGGCUCGCUUCUCCGAGGCAGUGCACUUAGAGGACAGUUCAUCGCGUGUAGACUGUAGUUCUGUCGUAGCUUUCUCCUUCGCAGUGUCCAGUUCUGAUUGUAAAGCCGUGGACGCGGACUUGAGCUCCGCAACCUCGAUCUCAUGCUGCUUCUUGGCGGCGUCCAUUUCAGACUUAAGCGUCUUGAUGGUUUCUUGGAAGGUGGUUACUUCAGCUGCCUGCUUUCCUGUGCCAGCCUCCAGCUCGGCUUGGAGGCUCUCGAUCGUCUUCUUCAAAUCGGACACCUCAGCAGCAUUCUGUCCGUUGCUGGAAUCAAUCUCCAACUGCAGCGUCUCAAUCGUCUUCUUCAGAUCAGAAACCUCUGCCGCGCUCUGGCCACUGCUGGCGUCAAGCUCCGACUGCAGCGUCUCGAUUGUCUUCUUCAGGUCAGAAACCUCUGCCGCACUCUUUCCGUUGCUGGCAUCGAGCUCCGACUGUAAUUUCUGGAUCGUCUUGUUGAGGUCGGAGACCUCAGACUCAUGUUUCUCUUGACUGGCAUUCAUCUGCGACUUGAGCUCCUCGAUUGUCUUGUUCAGACCAGAAACUUCGGUAGUAUGCUGUCCUCUGCCUGUCUCAAGCUCUGACUGCAAGUUCUGGAUUGUGGUGUUCAACUCAGAGAGCUUGGCCUCAUGGUGUCCCUUAACGGUG
This is a messenger RNA of Aspergillus piperis CBS 112811, 1314 nucleotides long. RefSeq lists its product as uncharacterized. The record is from RefSeq and is a predicted model, not a curated record. Bases 202 to 1158 code for a protein of 318 amino acids. The transcript has a single exon. Lineage: Eukaryota; Fungi; Ascomycota; Eurotiomycetes; Eurotiales; Aspergillaceae.